This is a messenger RNA of Cantharellus anzutake, 3387 nucleotides long. RefSeq lists its product as uncharacterized. Bases 1 to 3387 code for a protein of 1128 amino acids. Gene Ontology annotation, molecular function: protein binding. The transcript has 5 exons. Lineage: Eukaryota; Fungi; Basidiomycota; Agaricomycetes; Cantharellales; Hydnaceae. The record is from RefSeq and is a predicted model, not a curated record.
AUGUCGCUGCGGGAAAAGGCUGAAGAUCUCAGGAAAACGAUCGAUAAUCUCCUCGUGGUGGGAGUUGACAUGGCGGUUCCAAUUCUCAGGGUCGUCAAUGCUACCGCUGAUUGGUGUCCCCCUCUAAAGAUGGCGACUGGCGGUGCACUCUCCAUCUUCGACGAGGUUAAAAAGUUCAAGGAGAACAAGAAGGAAUGGGCUGAUUUUGGUGAAUACGUAGCUAGCACUAUGGCCAAGGUAGUUUCAGCCAUAAAGUCUUAUGAUGUGUCAGCGGGGGAGGCAGGGUCAUGGGUGGAGGGUGUCGCGGAGCUUGGGAGCGCGCUACAAGGCAUCCAGUCCAACAUCAAACAAAGACUCAGAGAACUAGAGGAACGGUCAGGUGUAAGAAAUGCACUGUCUCACUAUCGAGACCCUGGAAAAUUCGAGGGCCUGAAGAAGGAUUUUGACAAAGCGCUGGCAUCGUUUCAGGUAGCUUUCCUCAUGGCAUUGUUCCCUAAUCAUUCUGAUCUUCGGACGGUGCAGUUUAGGACGAAUUUAACAAUUGGUGUCGAAUUAUCGACUAUAAAGGACAGCUUAGACCGGCUGGAGGGUGCGAUUGACGCUAAAGUGUCAACCAUAGAGGACAGCCUGGACCAUCUGGAAGGUGCGAUUGGCGUCAAAUUAUCGACCAUGGAGGACACCUUAGACCGCCUGGAGAGUGACCCAACCCUCGAUAAUCUCCGAUAUCCUCAGAUCGCCCACCAUGAUUCAACAGAGGCAUGCCUGGAAGGUACCAGGGUCGAUCUCACGGAGCGUAUUAUGAACUGGUGUCGUAACACCGGAGAUAACGAGAACCGGCUGAUGCUACUGACCUCAGUUGCUGGCGCUGGCAAAACUUCGAUUGUGCACACGAUUGCAGAUAGAUGUAACAGGGAGGCUAUCUUGUUGCUGUGCUUUUUCUUCACAGUUGGCGAACAGCCACGGCCGGACUGUUUAUUCAGCGGCAUUGCUCAAGCUCUAGCAAAGCGUGACGCAGAUUACCGUGCCUUCAUUAUCUCUGCCCUUCGAAAAGACCCCACCCUCUCAACAGCUCCAUUCACGAUGCAGUUCAAGAAAUUAGUGGCUUCGCCCCUGCUUCAUAAACCUCCGCCUUCCGAUCGUCCUAUGGUGGUCAUCAUCGACGCUUUGGAUGAAUGUGACAAAGAAGUGUUCGAAUCCCUUGCCGAAAUUCUUGGGGACGAAGUGCCCAGGCUACCGUCUUCUGUCAAAUUCUUCAUCACAUCGAGACAAUUCGAUCUCGUGAAUCGCUACCUCUCCCCCGAUUACCCUAUUGAUCGUCUCCGCAUUGAUCUCUCGGAUGAGGCAAAUGUGCAGGACUGUGCUAUAUACAUACACUUCCAGCUGCAAAAGCUGAAGAAGGUACAUCGGGAUUUACGGCGUAAUCUUCAGGACGAGGAUAAGAUGGUACAGGAAAUCUCUGAACAAGCAAAUGGCUUGUUUAUCUGGAUCAGCACCAUCUUUCGCUACAUGAAGAUGGCCAACAAGGAUCCUAUGGGGACACUAGAAACUCUGCUCGACAUUGGUGCCAAACGACCAGAGGUCCCUGCUGAGAAGAUGAUGGAUGACUUGUAUACCAGCAGUUUGAAGAAGUGCGCUUGGGAGGAUGAAGAAUUUGCGCAUGAUUAUCCAAUCGUGAUGGGAGCAAUCUUCGUUGCUCAGCAGCCUCUAUCUAUCACAGCCUGGGACGUAAUUUUAUCACCUUUCCUCAAUUCUUCCGUUCAAUAUGCAUUGGCUGAACUUGCUCCUCUGCUCUCAGGAGUUGAGGAUUCCCACAUUCCGGUUCACAUCUUACACCAAUCUUUCCAUGAUUUUAUUCUUGAUCGGAUCAAUCCCCGAACAAUCAGCUCUCGUUGCACUCCUGUAGCUGAUCUCUGCUCUGUGAAGGGCUUAGGACUGAUUGAAAACUUGUCCGAAAAAGAUGAAAUGCUGCGCAUUCCUCCAAAGGAAUUAUCUGAGCAUUUUCGUUAUGCAUGUCACCACAUCGUCCAUCACCUCAGUGGAGUCCAAGAACAGCCUGAAGAGCUUGCUGGACCAGUUAGUGUGUUUCUGAGUCAAGAAGCAACUCGGUGGGUGGAAAUUUGUGUGCGAAUGGAAAACUACAUCAGUAUCUCGUUACUCCCUGAGUGGGCUAAGUUGGCUGUUGACCACAGGGCUGUUAGCACACUGGCUGAAGUGCUUACCCAGCUUCCAUGGAACCUGGGAUUUUUUUCAAGAUUCCAGGAGGCAUAUGAGGCAGCAAACGAUUCUGUUGUACUCUGCCGUUACCUUUUUUCUGUGGACUCAAGUUCCUACACCCCUCCUUUGGCUGAGUCACUCAACAGUCUGUAUGUUGCUCUUUCUGGACUCGGACGGCACUCGGAGGCACUCUCAUCGAUUGAAGAAAGUGUCAAACUCUAUCGCCAGCUAGUUGCCAUUAACCCAGGACCAUACACCCCGGGUUUGGCCAUGUCACUCAACAAUCUUUAUAAUGCUCUUUCCAAUCUCGGACGGCACUUGGAGGCACUCCCAUUCAUCGAAGAAAGCGUCAAACUCUAUCGCCAGCUAGUUGCCGUUAACCCAGGAUCAUACACCCUGGAUUUGGCCAUGUCAUUCAACAAUCUACAUAAUGCUCUUUCUGAUCUCGGACAGCACUCGGAGGCACUCCCAUUCAUCGAAGAAAGUGUCAAACUCUACCGCCAGCUAGUUGCUGUUAACCCAGGAUCAUACACCCCGGAUUUGGCCAUGUCACUCAACAAUCUUUAUAAUGCUCUUUCCAAUCUCGGACAGCACUUGGAGGCACUCCCAUUCAUCGAAGAAAGUGUCAAACUCCGUCACCAGCUAGUUGUUGUUAACCCAGGAUCAUACACCCCGGAUUUGGCCAGCUCACUCAACAAUCUAUAUGCCGCUCUUUCCUAUCUCGGACGGCACUCAGAGGCACUCCCAUUCAUUGAAGAAAGCGUCAAACUCUAUCGCCAGCUAGUUGCCAUUAACCCAGGAUCAUACACCCCGGAUUUGGCCAUCUCACUCAACAAUCUACAUAAUGCUCUUUCCAAUCUCAGAUGGCACUCGGAGGCACUCCCAUUCAUUGAAGAAAGUGUCAAACUCUGUCGCCAGCUAGUUGCUGUUAACCCAGGAUCAUACACCCCGGAUUUGGCCAUGUCACUCAACAAUCUACAUAAUGCUCUUUCCUAUCUCGGACAGCACUCAGAGGCACUACCAUUCAUCGAAGAAUGUGUCAAAAUCCGGCACCAGCUAGUUGUUGUUAACCCAGGAGCAUACACCCCCAAAUUGGCCAACUCACUCAGCAAUCUACAUCAUACUCUUACCAAUCUUGGACAUCAUUCCGAGGCACAAAUGGUUCACAUUUAA